UAACGUUACUUGGGAACUUAGAAUGACGGUGUAGUUUUCCGGCGGAACAAGAAUCGUGAACACACACACAUUUGAGCACGUUUGUCUCGAUAACGACUAAACAUCACACACAGUCUGCGGGAGAUCUGUAUCUUCAUGGCUUCAUCGGUGGACUUCAGGACUCUGGUGGAUCAGUCGUGCAGAUACUCGGAUGAAUUCGUCAAUAUCUAUUACGACUGUAUGGACAAGAGAAGAAGGAAUCUGACGAGGCUGUAUCUGGACAAAGCGACGCUGGUGUGGAAUGGAAAUGCUGUCACGGGUCGAGAUGCUCUCAGCGAGUUCUUCGAGUCUCUUCCUUCCAGUGAAUUUCAAGUGCAGUCUCUUGACUGUCAGCCUGUACAUGAACAAGCAACUCACGGCCAAAUGACUCUGUUGGUGGUUACAGCUGGAUCAGUGAAAUUUGAUGGAAACAAGCAGAGAUUCUUCAACCAGAAUUUCUUGUUAACAGCCCAAGCCUCUCCGAACAGUGACCAACCGGUGUGGAAGAUCGCAAGCGACUGCUUUCGCUUUCAAGACUGGGCCAACUGAAUUGUAGCUUCAAAGCUUUUUUUUUUCCUUCCCAUAUUUGUAAACUCAUUGCAAUUUAAUAUGUUCUGUAAAUAAAAACCAUUGACCAUUAAA
This is a messenger RNA of Carassius gibelio (silver crucian carp), 660 nucleotides long. It is a transcript of the gene nxt2, whose product is annotated as nuclear transport factor 2-like export factor 2. The coding region runs from base 136 to 567 and encodes 143 amino acids. Lineage: Eukaryota; Metazoa; Chordata; Actinopteri; Cypriniformes; Cyprinidae. Gene Ontology annotation, cellular component: nuclear pore central transport channel. The transcript is spliced from 5 exons. The record is from RefSeq and is a predicted model, not a curated record. Gene Ontology annotation, biological process: protein import into nucleus.